AAGCUCGCGAGGCGGCUUCGGCAGUGAGCAGUGGCCGCCUCCCGCAGCCUCGGCGCGCCCCGGGCUCCUCCUCCCGCCCCAGCGUGGCCAAGUGAGCACCGCUCCGGCCGCAGGUAGCCGGGGCGCGGGAGGUGGCGCGCGCGGGACCCAUCGCAGCGCCCGGCCGCGCUGCCAGACGGAGCUCGGAACCUCGCUGUCCCGGACGCCGGCGGUGGCCUGUACCGGCCAUGUGGGGCCCGGGGGUCACGGCCGAGGGCCUGUCGGUGGCUCCAGCAUCGCCGCCGCUGUUGCCGCUGCUGCUGCUGCUGGCACUGGCGCUGGUGGCGCCCUCGCGGGGCGGCGGGGGCUGCGCGGAGCUGGCAUGCGGCGAGCGGGAGCGCUGCUGCGACUCGGCCAACGCCACGGCCGUGCGCUGCUGCAAGCUGCCGCUCCACGCCUUCCUGGACAACGUGGGCUGGUUCGUCCGCAAGCUCUCUGGGCUGCUCAUCCUGCUGGUGCUCUUCGCCAUCGGCUACUUCCUGCAGCGCAUCAUCUGCCCCAGCCCACGCAGGUACCCGCGUGGCCAGGCGCGCCCUGGCCAGGCACGACCCGGGCCUGCCGGGGACUCCGGGCCGCCGGGGACCGCGGGGCCACCCGACGACGACGAUGAUUCGCCUGCCCUGUUGCGCGACGAGGUGGCCGCGGGCUCUCAGGACUCACUGCUGGACAGUGGGGGCGGCCGGGGCCGAGGAAGUGGCGGGCGUCUGCAUCCUUCCUGCGUUUCAGAGCACGAGCUGCGAGUGGUGUCGCCGGUCUUCCUCCAGCUGCCCAGCUACGAGGAGGUCAAGUACCUGCCCACCUAUGAGGAGUCCAUGCGGCUGCAGCAGCUCAGCCCUGCGGAGGUCGUGCUGCCCGUGUCGGUGCUGGGCCAUCCGCGAGGCGGCAGUGCCGGGGACCCCGACGGCGGCCAGGGCCGCUUUCCGCUCAUCUGAACGCUGGGAGCCUGACAGGGGUCACCCAGGCCGUACGAGGCUGGGAGUUGCGUGUGGCACGCAACAGCUGGUGUGUUGGCGGCCGCACUGACUGCCUUUGACCAUACCUAGCAUCCCCGCACAACCUGUCGCCCCGCGCCUGGGUUGGGGGUCAGUCCUCUCCCUCUCGCUCCCUGGGGAUCUUGUGUUUUUCUGUUUCUUUGGGCUCAAGGCUGGGCAGCUCGGUGGGGGCGACAGCCUUUGAACUAGCUCGCAGUUCCUUUUGGACGGUCGUCCCCGCCUUCUGCCAUGCCUCCCCUUGUGUUCACUGUAAGUGCCUGCUUCUCCAAUCCAAAAGAACGCAUAAACCUUUGAUGUGUCUAGAGACCCUCGGUUUGCUUUAUGUUUGAAAAGGAAGGAGCUCAGGUCCAUUCCCCCGCCCUCCUGCUUGGAUGGGUCCUGGUCUCCCAGGACUGGAUGGUGAAGCCAUUGGCUCUGGGCCACACCAGUGACUGCUACAUGCGGGUCUGUGGAGGCAGCCCUUGGCUGUGAUGGGAUCCCUUUCUUGAGAAGGAUUCAGAAAACCCUUUGGUGUCUUCCUUACCUAUGAAAUAGUCACGACUGAUGGCUCACAGUUAGGUGGGGAGGGAUAGCAUGAUGGAUGGUUUAGUUGCUGUCAGAUGUAGCAACUCAUUAAUCCAGAACGUAUUUGUAAUUUGGUACCAAUGAACUCUUGGGUUUUAUC
Molecule: messenger RNA, 1695 nt
Organism: Phodopus roborovskii (desert hamster)
Lineage: Eukaryota; Metazoa; Chordata; Mammalia; Rodentia; Cricetidae
Gene: CUNH3orf80
Product: chromosome unknown C3orf80 homolog
Exons: 1
Coding region: 228-971 (247 amino acids)
Source: RefSeq, a predicted model, not a curated record